CUACCUCGCAGCUUCCCAAAAACCGACAGUCGCCGAUGGAGACGAGUACGCGCCGCCACCGCUCCAGGUCCCGGUCCCAAUCCGAGCCGCGAUCCAGGUCCAGGUCGCGCAGCGCAUCUGUUGGCCGCCGGCGCCGGUCCCGACGCAGCCGUAGCCGCAGUGGCAGCCGCAGCGACAGCCGUGAAAACCGCCAUGGGAACGUGUCACCGUCGCCCGACCGGAGGCGGAAGAAGGAGAAGAAGGAGAAGAAGCGCAAGCACAAGAAGGAAAAGUCCAAGAAACGCCAUCCCGACAGCGCGCCGUCGUCGCCUCGCAUCCGUGACUCGGGCAACGUGUUUGACGCCUUUGCGCGCGCCGACGAGCCGGACGCACCGGCCGCCGCCGCAGUACCAGCACCGGCGUCGACGAAGCGUGAUUUCUUCGCGCAGCUCAAGCACCAAGAGUCUGGCAAGGAGAUGAUUGGCACCGUUCAUGCAUCCGGACGCAAAGUAGAGAGUGCGACGUCGAUCCUCGCGCCUGGCAACGACAACUGGGACUGCGUCAAGCCUGGGUGCAGCAACAGCAACAUGAAGAAGGCACUUUCGUGCAUGAAGUGUGGCGCCAUGCGCCGCAUCUCAGCGUGGCGGUAGGCCGAUGAAGCGCAGUACAGUACACACAGAGGCGCGCUUCUGUGGGCAUUGCCCAACCGUGUACUACUCGUCAUGACCAAGAAGAAUGGAUGGCUAGAUUGCCAGAUCAAUGAAUGGGGUCACUUCUCUCAACCCACAUAUGCACAUACAUAUCUCUUUCGUG
Molecule: messenger RNA, 792 nt
Organism: Saprolegnia diclina VS20
Lineage: Eukaryota; Oomycota; Saprolegniomycetes; Saprolegniales; Saprolegniaceae
Exons: 1
Coding region: 36-629 (197 amino acids)
Source: RefSeq, a predicted model, not a curated record